This is a messenger RNA of Dermochelys coriacea (leatherback sea turtle), 2384 nucleotides long. RefSeq names its product ATP synthase c subunit lysine N-methyltransferase (gene ATPSCKMT). Lineage: Eukaryota; Metazoa; Chordata; Testudines; Dermochelyidae. Gene Ontology annotation, cellular component: mitochondrion. The record is from RefSeq and is a predicted model, not a curated record. The transcript is spliced from 5 exons. Gene Ontology annotation, molecular function: protein-lysine N-methyltransferase activity. Bases 1212 to 1982 code for a protein of 256 amino acids. Gene Ontology annotation, biological process: positive regulation of proton-transporting ATP synthase activity, rotational mechanism; peptidyl-lysine trimethylation; regulation of mitochondrial ATP synthesis coupled proton transport.
GAGCGAUAGGGGAUGGAUCACUUGAUGAUUACCUGUUCUGUUCAUUCCCUCUGGGGCACCUGGCACUGGACACUGUCGGAAGACAGGAUACUGGGCUAGAUGGACCUUUGGUCUUACCCAGUAUGGCUGUUCUUAUUUUAAGUCAACAGUAGUUGUUGAUUGCGCGGCACUUUUGAAAAUUAGGACAUUUACUUAAGUGCAUGAAAAUAGAGUUUAGGCACUUUGGGCACUCGUUUCUAAAAAUCUUGGCCACAGAUUCUGCAAAGGGCUCAUACUUCUAUCAUGCCAUAGCUCUUUUGGCAUAAAGCAGCUUGCUCUCAACAUCAUGUGGUACUGUAUCAUGAGUGGUAAAUGUCACACUUGUAUGGAUAAUGCCUUAUGACAUGGGGGGAGAGGGGGCCCUCCUGUUUAUGUAGGUGUAGCAACAUCGUCUCAAAAAAAUUGAUCAAGAUGGAAGCACACCAGUGGGACAAUGUGGGGAAGCCUGCACUUUCACUGACUUUGCUAUAUUUUGUUGCACAAUGUAAGACAGGGUUGUCAGGUCAACCUUUCAUGAGCACUAUGUUCAUUUCACAUGAAAAAUAUGAUAUUUAGCUCUCUAAGAUUUUAAAGGUAUAUUUUGUGUAGAGUGUUAAUAUGAAAUUACAAUGAGUUGAAAGAAAAAUGAUCAGACUUGCAUUAUUUCUAUACAACUGUUUAUCUGUGUUCCUUAAGAACGCUUGGCUACCUUUGGAUAUUAAAUAAAGUACGUAAAGAAGAAUUUUACAUUGAACCAUAGGUUUAUUAGCAGGCUGUGCACUGCACUGCACUUAACUACUUGAUUUUUUAAGUAGAAGAAAACCUGCUCCUUUCAUGACUGAAAACAGUUCUAUUUUGAUGAGAAAACAGCUACUGAUACUUUAAAAUAAAAAUUUUGCAAUCAUUUUGCACAAGAACAGGUUUUUUGAGUGGAGGUGUUUUCAUUUCUCUGUAUGUGGGAUGUAUGUACUUAUCUUUUGUUUGUAUUAAUGGGAGUUAAAUAUGUAAUUUCCCUGUGUUCUGGAUGAAAAUAGGCUGUGUGCUUCUUAGUAUGUAUUCCGGGCUCUCCAGUACAUUUAUGAGGGCCCUAGGUGAGCAAAAAAGUCAAUUAUGGUAGAAAGAACAGAUUUUAAAAUUCAGUUAUUUUCUGAUGAUUUUCUCCAAGGCCACUUAAUAUUUUGUUAAUAGGAUUUAUGAAUACAUCCCAGCUCAAAAGGAGGUACACUUUGUCUGUGUCAAAAGUACUUCAAGGAGAAAGCCAUACCCAAGGCAUCUUGCAUAUGAAUCUUGAUAAUGACAACGCAAGAAAAAGAAAUUGGGGAUUGUUGGUCCCUGGCAUUGUUGGUGGGACACUGGUAGUACUGUAUACUGUUGCCACUCCAUUCAUAACUCCAGCACUGAGAAAAAUUUGCCUUCCUUUUGUACCUGCAACUUCAAUUCAGAUUGAAAAUGUUUUGAAAAUGUUACAGUACAGAAGUGGAUCUCUGGUUGACAUAGGUAGCGGUGAUGGACGUAUUGUGAGUUAUAAAACUCUGGCUCCUCUAAAUUCAUGUACAUCAAACAGUGUUAUAAAAGUGAUAGCGGCUGCAAAAGAAGGAUUCAAAGCUGUUGGUUAUGAAUUAAAUCCCUGGCUAGUCUGGUACUCCAAAUACUGUGCUUGGAGAGAAGGGAUGCAUCAUAAUGCCAAAUUUUAUAUUUCAGAUUUGUGGAAGGUUAGCUUUUCCCAGUAUACAAAUGUUGUUGUUUUUGGGGUACCUCAAAUGAUGCCACAGUUGGAGAAGAAGCUUGAAGAAGAACUUGAUCACAAUGCCAGAGUUGUUGCCUGCCGUUUUCCUUUCCCACAUUGGAUGCCAGAUCAUACUACUGGAGAAGGAAUAGAUAAGGUGUGGGCCUAUGAUUCAAAAGCUUUCAAAGGAAAUUUAAAGACACGCUCAGAAACUCUGCAAAAGAUGCAUCCUUUGUAAGAUUUCAUGUUAAAAAAUGUUGUUGAAGCUAACUUUAAAUGGUGACCAUCUGAUUUGGUUCUUAGUUUACUUAAAGUGGUGGAAGGAUAACAAUAAGUAACACUGAAUGUUUCUUAAACCCAUUUAAUUGUCAGAAUGUCUUGUGGUGUUAAGCAAAACUUCAUUGUAGUAUUUUAAAUGACAGCAAAGUGAAGGACAGUAAAAUGUAGACAAGGUAUACCAUGGAAAAAUGCAAAAAAGACUUGUAUGCAUUGAUUACAAGAAGAAACUCAAGAAAUUUUGUUAGUAUAAUUUUUUAAAAAUUCAACAUGAAAAGUUGUAGGAUGCAGACAAGGUUCAGUACUGUUAAGGACACAUGUAUAAACUAAAUGCUCUACUAAUAUUAAAGUUAUUUUUAACUGA